UAAAAAAAAUAAUUUAAUUUAAAGUAAAAACAAUCUCUCUAAUAAACCGGUAGAAUAGACAGUAUAAUGGUAUGACCAAAUAGUUUGAUACAAAAAAAAUUGCAAACGUGUGUGCUUGUGAUGGACUAAAUCUAACCACUAAUUUCUUUUUCAUCUAAGUUUAUCAUCAAAGUGGAAUGGAAUGCAAAGCUGGUAGGUUACAAAUCUCCAAAAGUAUAAACUGAGAAUGUGCGACUGAAUGUCAUUUAUAGAGUAAAAAUCUAAUUACCAAUCAAGUAAACACAUAUUUUCACUUAUUUCCUCUAGUCACUAUUCCAGUGGAGUAAAAUGAAGACACAUACAUUAGAGUAAACACAAUUUACUCCUGUUUUUGUUCUUUCCUAUUUUAAUUUUUCUUCUCUUUUUUUCACCUAUUUAUUUUCUUGCCAUUUAUUCCAAAAUAACCAAUCACACCUUGAAAAGAAGAAGAGCAACGCCAAAACAAAGAAAGAUAUACAAUUCGACACAACAACAACAAGCGACUGGAUUAUCCAUCUGCGAAUGCAAGGAGGAAAAUACCAUACAUAACCAUAGGCAUACCUUUGCACCUUAAACAUUUGAAAUAAAAUAAGUCAGACUCUUGUCUCUUUGGGCCUAUAAUCGAAAUAUAUAAAUAAAAUAUCCACAGAAAGUCUGUAGAGCAAUCGAAAUUUGAUCUGAUAUGUUAUUGGGCUUCUCUAACCCAAUUAAGUAACAAGCCUACAUAUAUUCAUACAAUUUUCAUCUGCAGGGAGAGGUACAAAUAUUUAAAAUAUUAAGUGAAAACACAAUAAAUAGUAGACAAAUGUAUUUAACAUUCGGUGCAAAAAGUGCAAAAUGAUACAUAUAUACAAGAUAUGCAUAAACGCAAAAAAAAAAGGAAAAGGAAAAGGAAAAAGAAGAGUGAAUGGCCGCUAGGGCUUUGAUUCGGAGUUAACUUUAAUAGUUGUAAAGCUAGAGCUUCGGCUGUCUUUUGAAUUAUAAUCUUGAGGUUUAUUCUUAUUCGUGUAAUUAAUAUAGCAAAUAAACUCAAGAAUAUUGACCUCUUUCAAAAAAGAAAACAAGAAUAUUUUCUUGUGAUCGGAGACUGUGGUAGGCCGGCCCUUCACAGGACUUCCCUGCGUGUGGGAACCAACACAAAAGUCAUCCUUUUCACUUUUCAACAUGUAAUGAUAUAUGGCUGCAGGCGCACUUUUCAUACAUAGCACGAAUAUUCAGAAGUGUGGGAUAUUCCGACUGUCAAGUGUAUAGCACGAGAUACACAUAGACUGUGAUCGGUAAAUAUUAGAAUAAAUAGGAGUAAAUAAAUUAGAGUAAGUGGGAAGAAAAUUUAUGGGGUAAAUAAUAAAAGAAAAAGUAAAUCACAUCGAGCGUUAAGUGAUUUACUCCUGAAUAAACCAUAAGAAAAAUGAUAAAAGAAAUUUCACCCGAUUGAUUUAACCUUAGGAGUAUAAAUGUAUAUUUAACUCUUUAAUAAAAUAUUUUGGUCAUUUUGAUCCUUAUAGUUUAUAAACGUUUUUAGUGCUAUCUUAGGGUAUCUGUCAGACAUUAAAUUAUUUUUAAUUUUUCAUCAAAAUAUAUAUGAUUGUCAUUUCCUUAAACUUUUUGGAGACUGAUGUAUUGUAAAUAUUUUUAUUUUAUUUUUUCACUAUAAUCACUAUUAAUAGAUAAAAAUAAUAAAUAAAUCUUUGAAGUAACUGAAUAAUUUCUUUCUGAUUAUAGAAAAUUUGAUCUUUUAUAUGAUUAAUAUUUAAUUAUGCAUCUUUUAAGUAUACAAAAAAUUACUUGAUUAAUAUUUAAUUAUGCAUCUUUCUGUUUCUUUUUUUAGUUUAAUGAUUAAAUUUAUUCAUUUCGAAUAACAGUACAAUAUAUAUAUGUGAAUUGUCUUUUUAUUAUAAAAUAAAAAAUUUCUUGUGGUCAAUUUUAUUAUAAUUAAUUUAUAAUCAGUUAUCUAAUCUAGUAAAUAAACAUAAUUAUUUUUAAAAAUAUCAAUGACUUUAACCAUUUUAACUUUUAGUGUUAUAAGCUCAUCAAUAAUAUUUUCCUUGCAAAUAAUAAUAUGUAAGGUUUAUCUAAGUCAAAUAUUUAUUUCUAACAAAAAUUCAUUAUCCCUUGUUAUCUACAUGUAUAGCGUCUUAUCAAACGAAACUGGAUGUAUAUCAAAUUACAGAUUAAAAAGGAUACAUUUCCGCUCGAUAUUUCAUGUCCAUAUAAACGUUAAAAAUAAAACAUCAAUUCAAACUUUAAUUCUGGUUUGUAUUAUAGCUUUUUAAGUUUAUAUUAUAGCUUCCAAAAAGGUAAAUUAAAAAUCCUUUCUUCAAAAAAGGGUUAACUAAAUUCGUGAGCUUUGAUGUUUUCAUGUUUCAUAAAAUGAUUUAUAGUAUAGACUAUAAACUACUUAUAUCGAAAUCAACUGAAUAUGAGCGAACACUCUUGACUCCAGAGUUGGGUCUAUACUUAUUUGGUAAUAUAAUAAAGACACUUAUCAGAAAACUAUAUUAUAGUGACAAACGACAAAGUAAGGAUGAGUGGUAGGGAAGAGUUAGUGGUUAAGUUUUUUUCUGUGCGGUUAAGGUGAUGGCGAUGGUACCUUUGACUUGAUUCUCCUCACUCAUCGAUGAACUAACUUUAGCUCUCGUUCGUUUUUAAUACUUAUCGUUCGUUUUUAAACACCUAGCGUUCUUUGACACAAAAAAAAAAAAAAAACACCUAGUGUUCAUGAUAAAAUAUGCGCUGUAAUUUAUGGUAUUAUUGUAGUAACAAGUAUGGCGGCGUUGUCGGGCUCAUUAUAAGUUCAAAUGAUGAUAGCUUAAAAUUCGAUGGACAUAAAUACAUAAUAAAGGACAACAAGUGUCGAUAUAAAGACAUCAUGCCCACAUUAUAUUUAAUCGUAGGAGGUGUUUUUAAAAUGAAUUUUAGUCAUAUAUCUUUAUAUAUAUUUGAUUUGCUAAAAAGAAUUUAGUGAUAUUGAUUCAAACGAUUAUGUUUUUGACAAGUUUUAGAUAAAAGUUUGACACCGACUUUGAGAAAAUAUCCCACACUGAAAAUCUAAAUGUGAGUUAAGUAAUAUAUAAGAGAUUUGGAUUACUCCACUAACUGUCAAUUGGUUUUAAGAUGGAAAUCUAAAAAAAUUGUCAUAGUAUUAAAGCGGACCCAACAUCCUGACUCAGUAAUCCGGCUCGGACAGCGGCCCGAUCAAUCCACUAACUAAUGACCCAAAAAAGGGUUUAAUUCUUCCGAAAUUGCCUAAAAAAAGAGCAUUGUUAAUAUAUAAGAGACUUGAGCCACUCUACUUACUAAUUGGUUUUAUUCUGAAAACCUAAAAAAACUUGUUAUUAGUAAAAGAAAAAACUUACCUUGGAACGAAUAAUAGUCCAUUUUGUUUGAUUAGAUCAUUUUUUUUACAAAAGAAUUGACUUAUAUAUUGUUUUUUUUUUAUCAAAGACUUAUAUGUUGUUUUAGAGUUUGAUUUUCCAGACUGGAAUUACACGUUUCAUAUGAUAGACAUUUUAAAACUAUAUACAGAAGUCUAAAAACAUCUGUUUAGAAAAAAAUGAUUUUUUAAGAAACUCGACGGCUUAUUCCCUACGUCGGGAUUUUGUUUGCCUUUAAUAUUUCACUCCACCAAUUUUUAUCUUACUUUGUUUACGCGUCUUCCUCUAGACAGAAACAACUGGUCCAAGAGCUUUGUAAGAAAACAACAGCAUCAAGAUGUGACUAUCUAACGUCACAGGUUCACAAACCUUUUCUCCCCAAAUAAGAACAUUACGUACAAACACAAAGAAAAUAUACACUUGUGCGUACUGAAAAUCAAUUAGAUUCGUCUAGAGAAAGUAGCAAAUGUCUGUUGUAUUUAUUCAAAUCUUGGAGUGUUUACUUCAGUCACAGAAUAAUUAUAUCACAUAACGGUUCUAGAAGGCAACUUAAAACUAAGAAAACAUAUAGGUAUAUAUAACGAUUACAUUUACUUUUUGCCGUACGAAGAAUACUUCUAUAAAUAUGACCUGAUUGUAACCAAUAUUUCUUGGUAGUGGAGAAUGGAGGAGAUCUUGUAUUUGUUAGUGGGGGGUCCAACUGUUAUAAUACUCUUUAGGAGUCAAGAAUAUGAUCAUAUUGUAAAGGAAUCCCAAGACUUGCAAUUUCGCAGUAUAUAUAUAUAGCCAACAUUUAUCAUAACAUAUUUUAACAUAAAGUUUUUAAGACCAUUGUUUUUAUUUUACUGGAGAAAUAAAGAUAUAAAACUAGUCAAGUCUCUUAAAAAAGUGAACUCAGGGAAAAUUUAAGAAAGAGAUACAUUCCAAUUUCCAACAACGGUGAACAUAUACUUUCGUUUAUUCAGUAUUUAUUUAUAAAAAUAUCAACAAGAUUUAUUUCAAAAUUUGUAAGAUUCAUUUUAAAAGAUAAAGUAUAUAUAAAGCUUUUGUAUUAUUGUAUAUUUUAUCUAUACACGGAGAUGACCAGAUGGGAGAGGGUCCUUCUAACAUCAGUGUCUUUCUAGGGUUAGGGAAGGGCGGCUUUUGUGGAAUUUAAUUAGCCUUUGGAAACUUAUAGUAUUAAUGUAAAGUACAACAAAAAGUAUAUAUAACAUCAUUUUUGAAUACACAAAGAGUAUAUUUCAUUUAAAACUAAUUAAUCAUCACGUUUAUGCUUACAAUUACAUAUUUGCUAUUUUCUCUCUCUCAGUUUCAACUUCUUAAAAUGUAUUACUCCAUGGCCAAAAUCUUCUUCUUUUUUUGAUAAAUCUUAUCGGCUGAUCCGGUCAGCUUCGGGAGGAAUACAUUUAGUGCUACAGAGUGGACUCGCUACCACACCAAAAUCUUAAAUAGCAUUAACCAUAUUCGUCACCAGCUUUUAUUUAUUCCCACCGGAAAAACUAACAAGUAUGAUUUGGUAUAUUCAGCAAUGGAGCACUAUGAGAGAUUCAGAACCUCUGUUGAAAAUUACACGCUUAGAUUGUGUCGUAUAAAUAUAUCUUUGAUUUUUUCUAAUAAAUAACAGUUAAACAUUAAAAUUAUGAAUGUAAAGUUGAUUUAUAUUUCAUGAUGAUCGGAACAGACGUUUCUGAUAUUAUAUAUCAACCUUAAAAUAUACCAAUGGACCAUUUGAAAUCCUUCUUUCAGCUUGGCUAUAUGCCGUCCAUAGAGUGUCGAUUAUAGCAUAUGUUUAAUACUAAAUUAUCCCUUUGUGUUAUAGUUCUCCUAUUAUUUUGGAAAUUGAUACACGAACGGUCCAAAUUAAACCACUGUGCUCUUGUUCAACUUCCACUCACUUACGCUUAUAAAGCGAUCUCUCUUUCGAAGUAACUUAAAAACAUAACCCAAAGUCUUGUGGUCUCAACUCUCUUCUCUCGACUCUCAUAACCCUAUAGAAACCAAUACCCCGCACAGAAAAAGGUUAACAUGAAAAUUUCAAUUUAUAUCGUUCUUACCAUUCUCUUCAUUUCGAUGGUAUGUUAUAAAAUACCAUACACUGAGGCAAGGCAGUUGCGAGAAACCGACAGUGCAGAUCGUGAUCAUCAUUUCACAGCCGGUAGCACUGAUGAUUUUGGGCCUACUUAUCCGGGUAAUAGUCCGGGUAUUGGUCAUAAAUUGAAGGAGAAUAAUGAAAUAGUCGACGCGUUUAAAGAUGACUUCAAGCCUAUGACACCAGGACAUAGUCUCGGCUCUGGAUAUGUUGUCAACAAUGGGCCUAAGGCGUAGAAAAUGUUCUAAUAGUUGAGCAAACUUCUUCGUUGAUUUUACUAAAUUAAUAUGUAUUUUAUAUUACUGCAUUAAGUAAGUUUAAUUUAUUGUAUGUAUGUAGUUAUGAUAUGUCAUUUGUAAGUUUGGUUGAUCAAGAGUUACCCUAGUUUAUUAAUAAGGUUAAACUACGUACGAUUUGUGUUUAAUUCAUUUCAAACUUUAAUUUCUUGCAUGAGUUUGCAUGUUAAUAUAUAGCAGACACUUCGUAGUGAGUUGCUUACUACUUGCCACCAUGUGAAAAAGUAGAAUUUGAGAGCACAUGAAGAAAGCUUUUGAGAUCUUUUAGAUUUAAAUAUUUUUAAGAAGAUAUCUUAUACUACACUUUGGGAUUUUCUUUAAAAAUGAUUAAAAGUGGUUGGUGAUGCAAAAAUAAGGUUUAAAGAUUUCCUAAUUAGGGACAAGGAAAAUGACUUAAUUGAGUUCUAUUAGUUAGUACAACUAAAUAGUUAAUAUAGUGCAUUAAAAAUCAAUAAGAAGAAAUAUUAUUUUUCCUUUUCAUGCUCUGUCUAGUUGAAGUUGAAAUGGUACAACAUAGAUAUAGAAAAUGAUGUAAUAAGAUAACUAAUGAUUCUUUUUUGUUGUAAUGAGAAAUUGGGAAUGGUGAAUAAUACACUUUUUCAACAUCUUUUUUUGUUUAUUAAAAACUACAAAAAUAUUCAAGGCAAUUGUGUUGUUCAAUGGUGAUUGGUGAAGAAAAUACAUAAGCCCUUCAAAUAUAUAUAUAUUAUAUUUGGUAAGAAAGGGCAAAGAGACUAGAACAACCACUUUUCACUUGUCAGCAUAUAAUUUUAUUCAGUCUUAGACAAAAACUUUAUAGGCUAUAUAUGCCCACGGAGUAGAAACAGUCGCACAACCAAAACUUAGCUUUUUUGCAUUCAACAGUAUAAAAUUUACAUGUUCGAAACUUCGAAGCAAAAGAUAUGCACCAGCCGGGAAUCGAACCCGGGUCUGUACCGUGGCAGGGUACUAUUCUACCACUAGACCACUGGUGCUCUGUGAAAUAUGUACAUUUAACAUUUUAUAAUUCCUAUAUUUUGUUUUGGGCAUGCAUAUUCAUACGUUAAUGUUCUAUAGCAAUGCCAUUCUUGCAAAUUCGCAUAUGAGCUCCACUGAAGGAAUCUUCCCAGAAGAUUGGAAUUUAUAAAUAAACUCCUAAUUAUUUUCCAUGUGUCUUUAUAUUAAUUAUUUUAAAUGAAUAAUUUAUUGUCUUUGUUUGUUGGAGGUACACAUGCAUGGUCCAACUAGUCAUUUGUCUUCUCCAUAAAUAGCCAUCUCAGAGUUGAAGUCAUUCAUACAUACAUUCAAAUCUUACCGAACAGUCUUCAUACAUAUAUAUUUCCUAACCUUUUUAUUCAUUUCGUGUAAUCUAGAAAUUAUAACUAUCUCUAAUUAUUAUUGCUAUGGCUAAAUGCAGUUUGACUACCAUGGUUUUACUACUAGUAGUGCUGAUUCUCAUCCAAGAAUCUCAGAUCGUUGACGCUCGACCUCUGAAAUAUUUGGGGAUCUCUAGUAUCCCGAAGAAAACUGGUGAUCGCGGUUUGAAUAUUUCAAGCAAGUUAGAGACAGAAGAUCAUUCCUUGGAUGCGUUCCGGCCUACCAAACCCGGGAAUAGUCCAGGAAUCGGUCACUAGCUAUAUGUUGGUGUGACUAAAUAAGAUGCAAGGGUUUUCUUUAGGCAUUUAAUUGUGACAGUAAGAUGUCGUUGUGAGUGCAUCAUGUAUUUUCUGGGGUUUAUAUGUAUUCCUCGUUGUGUUUCCGUGAUGUGUGAUCCAUCACGCUUGUACUUUAAUAUCGAACCGCUUUGUGUUAUGCUACUUUAUUCUCUC
Brassica rapa (field mustard) is the source of this 7585-nucleotide messenger RNA. Its product is annotated as precursor of CEP6. The record is from RefSeq and is a predicted model, not a curated record. Gene Ontology annotation, biological process: regulation of leaf morphogenesis; nitrate import; root development. NCBI's taxonomy places the organism in Eukaryota, Viridiplantae, Streptophyta, Magnoliopsida, Brassicales, Brassicaceae. Gene Ontology annotation, cellular component: extracellular region. Gene Ontology annotation, molecular function: hormone activity.